AUGUAUAUAAAAGUGGAGGAUAGAAAACGAUUAGAACAAGAAGAGCCCGGAACUGAUAAAGAGAAUGUGGAACAACAAAAUGUACGAAAUAAUACGGGGGGAUCUAAAUUCAUUUUGAAAAAACCAAUGUACAUAAGGAAAAAUUCCAAUAAUCAUAUCAUCAAUCAUACAAACAAUGUAGAUAAUGAGUUCAAUAAUUCAAAUGAUUUAAAUUCGAUUCAUCAAUUGUAUUCGUUAAAUUUUUUACAUAAACCACAAAGAGUUUCAAAAUUAAAUGAGGAUAAAUUUCCUGAAGAUGAACUUCAAAGAAAUACAGAUUUAAAUAAACAGAUUCCUUGCGACGGAGUAUCUCCAAGAACUCCCGUUAGAUCUCCAUUCAAUGAUUUAGAUAGUAUAGACACUUUCCAAAGUCCCGUUUAUAAAAAAUCUGGUGAAUUGUUAAAAAGUUCAUUGAAAAGAAGAUCAAAGUCUUUACCAACCACACCUGCAGUACUAAAUGAUGGAGAAGUUAGUCAACAUGGUAAAAUGUUACAUUUUACAAAUGCACCAACUCUGAUAAGAAGUAAAAGUGUACAUUUCGAUCAGAAAGCUCCUGUAAAAUAUUUUUUAAAAGAUGAAAGUCCCAUUAAUGUCAAGAGCAGAACUGCAUUUGAAGAUUCUCUAAGUUUCUUACAUAAGCCGCUGACAUUUACACAGGUGGAAGAUUCUGGAAGUAAUGAUGAUUUUUUCACUACUGAGAACUCAAUGACUUUUCAGAUGGAUAACCUCACUAUGAAAGAUGAAUCAGAUAAAUCGUUACGUAAAAGUAAGAGAUUUCAAAAAUUUAUCAUCAAAGAAAACAGAUUAGAGCCGAAGCAAUCCGAGGACAAUGUCACUACGAGUAACGAUGAACAAAUUGGUCCAAAACAUGUUGGCGGUUCAAAUUUUCCAAAAUCCCCAUUCAUCAACAGUACUGAAACAUCUCAUAAUAAAUUAAGAACUAACAAAGUUAUUGGAUUAUACAAUAUAAAUUUCCCAAUUUUAAGUAACAAAAAUCCAAAAAGUCUGAAACUAAAUAUUUUUGUUAACUUGUCAAGGGAUAAGAAAUGUUUUCUACAAGAUUUAACAUUGCAUAUUCAACAAAGAAAUGCAUUUUCGAUGAAUCCCUCUAACGAUAAUACUGCAAGCCAUCAAAAAAAAAUAAUUCACAAUAAUACUUCCAAAUAUUUGAUUGGUAAAGUGCUAGUGAAAAAUAUUUUUUAUGACAAAAGAGUUGUUGUUAGAUACACUUGGGAUUCAUGGAAAACUGCCCGUGAAGUUGAGUGUGUUUGGCUCAGUCCGGGAGACGGUAUCUUGCCCGGUUCAAACAUGGAUAUUUUCCAUUUUUUAAUUGACGACAUCAGAAAAAUAGAUACAGUAGGUAAAUUAGAAUUUUGCAUUCACUACACGACAAGAAACGACCAUGAAAGGAAAGAAUUUUGGGAUAAUAAUGAUUUCAAAAAUUAUAAAAUUGAUGUAGUGACAAGUGGUUUCAAUAAUCCUUUUAGAAUAACUUAG
This is a messenger RNA of Kazachstania africana CBS 2517, 1536 nucleotides long. RefSeq names its product Gip2p (gene GIP2). The record is from RefSeq and is a predicted model, not a curated record. Gene Ontology annotation, molecular function: glycogen binding; protein phosphatase 1 binding. Lineage: Eukaryota; Fungi; Ascomycota; Saccharomycetes; Saccharomycetales; Saccharomycetaceae. The transcript has a single exon. Gene Ontology annotation, biological process: regulation of glycogen biosynthetic process. Gene Ontology annotation, cellular component: protein phosphatase type 1 complex. Bases 1 to 1536 code for a protein of 511 amino acids.